Molecule: messenger RNA, 1115 nt
Organism: Stomoxys calcitrans (stable fly)
Lineage: Eukaryota; Metazoa; Arthropoda; Insecta; Diptera; Muscidae
Product: putative nuclease HARBI1
Exons: 2
Coding region: 158-715 (185 amino acids)
Source: RefSeq, a predicted model, not a curated record
GGGCAAAAUCUAACGAUAUUUGGAUAUAGCUGCCAUAUAGACCGAUUUAGGGUCUUCAGGCCAUAAAGACCGCAGUUUUUGUACGAUGUCGAUGAAAUUUGAAGCAAUGAGUUGUACUUAGAGCCACGACAUCCAAAGUUCGGCACGGCCGAACUUAAUGCGUUUUUACUUGUUUCUCAUUCUUUUGAAAUUUAUAGGGAGAUUGGAGCAGACUUUUAAAAGGAGACGUCCACGAGUUUACAAAGAAAGAGUUGAUCCAUUUUCUAUUCCGGACCAUCACUUUAAAGCCAAAUAUCGGUUUAAGAAAUCAACGGCAAAAAAAAUUAUUGGUCUAAUAAAAAAUGAUAUUGAAUUAAGCAAAAGAGGGCACGGGACUCCGGCCGAACUACAAGAUAUGGUUGCUUUGCGUUGUUGGGGUCGCAGAGAGGUUCAAGAUGAUGCGGGAGAUUUGCACGGAUUAGCCCAACCAACGGUUUCAAGAAUAUGCAAUAGAGUUGCUCGCGCUUUGGCUCGUCAUGGUAUGGAAUACAUAAACAUGCCGACAUGUCUCGAAGAGCAAGCCGUAAUAAUGAGAGAUUUUAAGGCCAUUAGAAACUUUCCGGGCGUUAUUGGAGCAAUUGAUGGAACUCAUGUUAAAAUAAAAAAAACUGGUGGAGAUCUUGCCCAAUAUUAUAUAAACCGGAAAGGAUUCUAUUCACUGAAUGUACAGGUGUGAGGUGAUUUACUAAUCGAAGGAGCAUAAUAAAAAAUUAGAAUUUCAUUUUUAGGUUGUGUGUGAUGCCCAAUUGAAAAUUCGCGACAUAGUUGCUAGGUGGAGAGGAAGUACUCAUGAUUGUCGGAUAUUUAAUGAAUCUUCUAUUAAGGAACGAUUUGAAAAAAAAGAAUUCCGGGGUCGUUUACUUGGAGAUUCAGGAUAUCAGUUGACGCAUUAUCUAUUUACUCCUCUCCUGCGCACUAACAACGAAAAGGAAGAACGCUGCAAUGUUGCUCAUAUUGCAACAAGGAAUACAGUAGAGAGGUGUUUUGGGGUGUGGAAGCAGCGAUUUCGUUGUUUGUUAGAUGGAAUGACGGUUAGUCUAUCAAAUGCGAAGACUGUUAUCGUUGCACUUGCUGUG